CCAUCUAGUGGGGUCAGAAAAUAGUGCACAGGGAAGAGCAGAGAAGAAUGGCCAGACUGGUUCAAGCUGGUCCAAAGGCAUCAGAACUCAAAUAACCACCUGUUACAACGAGCUUGUACACCUGUACAAGAGCAUCUCUGAAAACACAACACAAAAUGUAGAUGGACUAAAGCAGAAGUGGACCACACUGGGUGUCACUCCUGUCAUAUAAGGACAGGAAACUGGAAAUUGGACAAUGGGACAAUGGAAAACGUUAUUGGACAGAUGAGUCUCGAUUUCUGCUGCAACAUUCAGGUGGUAGGGUAACAUUUGACGAAGCAAAUAUUUCUGGUUAAUACACAGGUGUAGAAAUAUCUGAACGCGCUAUUGCUUUUGAAACCAAAAAUCGAUUGAAAAUCGAUUUCACACUAAUUGUUUAAUUUCGGUUUAAUUUUUAAUAACUAUACUUAUAUUUAUGACGUUAUUUACAACAAAGUAAAUGGGACCCGGCGCGGCGUUUCCAUGGUAACGCCAACAAACACGGUUAGUUAGCAAGCAGCAAACAUGUCUGAAAUGUCGGCAAUGAACAGGAAAAUCAUUCAAAAUCUUGCAGAAACUCUUUCCCGACAAGUCAAACACUUUAACAGGACAGAAGCGGAGUGUCUAAUCAGACUGUUCAAUGGACGGUUUGGGGAGCAGAAUGACCGAAAAACAGGACACAGCCUGGAUCGAGGAAAAUUCAGAAAUAUAUUACACAACACAUUUGGGAUGACGGAUGACAUGAUCAUGGAUAGAGUUUUCCGGGCAUUUGACAAGGAUAACGACAGUUAUAUCAACGUGAAGGAAUGGAUAGAAGGCUUGGCUGUGUUCCUGCGUGGGACCCUGGAUGAAAAAAUAAAAUACAGCUUCAAUGUCUAUGACUUGAACGGAGAUGGAUACAUAUCCCGCGAGGAGAUGUUUCACAUGCUGAAAGACAGCCUGAUCCGGCAGCCGACGGAGGAAGACCCAGACGAAGGAGUCAAAGAUCUGGUGGAAAUUGCCCUCAAGAAAAUGGAUCAUGACCACGAUGGGAGACUGUCUUACACUGACUUUGAGACAGCGGUGCGAGAAGAAAACCUCUUACUUGAAGCAUUUGGACCGUGUCUUCCGGACUCAAAGAGAAUCCAUGCAUUUGAACAGCAAGCGUUCCAGAAUCCUCCGGAACGCUGACUGCAGCAAGUGUUGUUCCCCAAGCUACAUUUUUUACUAAUGGCAUAUACGCAAUCCACAUGUUCAGUUGGACACUUUACUCUGGUGCGGCCAAUCCAUCUAUUAAAUUCUCCUUCUUGGUU
Molecule: messenger RNA, 1310 nt
Organism: Brienomyrus brachyistius
Lineage: Eukaryota; Metazoa; Chordata; Actinopteri; Osteoglossiformes; Mormyridae
Gene: efcab1
Product: EF-hand calcium binding domain 1
Exons: 6
Coding region: 544-1188 (214 amino acids)
Molecular function (GO): calcium ion binding
Source: RefSeq, a predicted model, not a curated record